CCGGGCGAAAGGCGAACUGCCAGGGUUCGCGCAGCAGUUCAGGGAGGAACUGAGCGUGCUUCACUGUUUCCUGUGGAAAUCCCGAAGCCAUUCAGCUCCUCCUCCCCAUGCGCGUUUUGGGGGCUGGGGACUGACUGACUGAGGAGGAGCAGAGCUUCGGCUUGCUGUCGCUUCUGCCAUCUGCGCCUGCCUCCGCCUCGGCGUCUUCUGCCUUCCCGCUGCCCGCGGCCUCCUCUCGUCACCAUGCCCCGGCAGAAGCAGCAGCAACAGCAGCAGCAGCAGAGGCGGCGUUCGUAGCCCGCCGGCGGACCACCUGCCUUCCCUCCUUCCCCGGGCGCGCGUCCCUUUCCAUCCUCCCGGCGGGGGAGGCUCCUGCGGCGCUUCUUCAAUGGGCAGUUUGCUGAGCGGGGUCAGCUUCAAGGAGCCCACCACGGUGGAGGACUGCGAUUCUACGUGGGAGACGGACUCGGAGCCAGAGCUCCAGGAGCAGGGGGAAGGAGAAGAAGGGCAGCCGCUCGAGGGGCUGGGGGGCGGCGGCGGCGAAGAGGACCCCGCUGAGGAGGAACCCCAGCAGCAGCAACAAGGGGAACCGCUCCCUGCGGCAAGCGCCCGGCCGGAAGAUACUGAGCAGCGGGAAGAGGUGGAGGGGGCGGUGGAAGAAGAGCUAGAACGGAGGGAGGAGGACGGCGAAGUCUGCGAGGAAGGAGGAGGGCGGGAAGAAGGAGAAGCUGUCAACACCGACACUGAUCAGGGGGAUGAUGCAAUUGAAGUGACAGCUAAACCAAAGAGAAGCUUUUAUGCUGCAAGAGAUUUAUACAAAUAUCGGCACCAAUAUCCACAGAACUUCAAAGAUCUACGAUAUCAGAAUGACUUGUGCAACCUCCGCUUUUACAAGAAUAAAAUUCCCUUUAAACCUGAUGGUGUUUAUAUUGAAGAAUUUCUAAAUAAGUGGAAAGGAGACUAUGAAAAGUUGGAGCACAACCACACAUACAUACAGUGGCUUUUUCCUUUAAGAGAACAAGGACUGAAUUUCUAUGCAAAGGAAUUAACAACAUAUGAAAUAGAGGAAUUCAAAAAAACAAAAGAAGCAAUCAGAAGAUUUCUGUUGGCUUACAAAAUGAUGUUAGAGUUUUUUGGAAUAAAAUUAAUUGAUAAAACUGGGAAUGUGACACGAGCUUCUAACUGGCAAGAGAGAUUCCAGCACUUGAACGAGUCUCAACAUAACUACUUGAGAAUCACUCGUAUUCUCAAGAGUCUUGGUGAACUUGGAUAUGAGAGUUUCAAACCUCCCCUUGUAAAAUUUAUUCUCCAUGAAGCUCUUGUGGAAGAUACCAUCCCCAACAUAAAGCAAAGUGCUUUGGAAUAUUUUGUAUAUACCAUCAGAGACCGAAGAGAAAGAAGAAAACUUCUACGAUUUGCCCAGCAACAUUAUACACCUGCUGAUCAUUUCAUAUGGGGUCCACCAAGGAAACAGAAGUGUGAAGGAAGCAAACCGAGUAAGAAGCUGGCAUCUCCAGUUUCUCUUCGCAACAGCUGUACUUCUAAACAUAAGAAAAGAGACUCCAAGAAUGCAUCUGCAGUUUCUAACUCAAGCGGGAAACCAACUGAUGAGAAAAGAACAGGACUUAAUAAAAACGAAGAGGAUCACACUAGGAAACGCAGCAGCUCUGAGGCUACUAAGCAGUGCAAUGGUGAAAAGAAUAGUGACCUUGAAUGUCAUAACUCCAAACUGGAAGGAACUUCAGACCAAAAGGAAAAUAUUUCCAGUUUCAAAAAACAUAAAGGUAAAAAUGAUGAAAAUCUGAACCAAGACUGUAGAAAUCCUGACAUUGUAGAAAAAGAUUCUUGCGAUAGUCAUUGUGAUCCACCUGAUACGUCAACUGAUCUGCAAGACAGUGUGGGUAAGGAUAAAAAUCCAGUGGGAUCAAACUCAAAAAGCAAAGAGGAAACUCCAGCAUUAAUUCAGACAUCCCAAUAAACCUGGUCUCCACUCAACUUGACAAAAUGGUUGAUUCUUUUCACUUCUAUGAAAUUUGAUGAGAGAGAGAGCAUCUUGGUUCUAGGCCUAACGCCAAAUCUAUCAGUUUAGGCUUUGUGAAGUUUUAUGGCUUCUUUUACUUGACUUGGUUUGAGUUUUCGAAAGGGAUGUGAAUUGGUAAAAAACUACAU
Heteronotia binoei (common prickly gecko) is the source of this 2169-nucleotide messenger RNA. It is a transcript of the gene OGFRL1, whose product is annotated as opioid growth factor receptor like 1. The transcript is spliced from 7 exons. The record is from RefSeq and is a predicted model, not a curated record. Gene Ontology annotation, molecular function: opioid growth factor receptor activity. NCBI's taxonomy places the organism in Eukaryota, Metazoa, Chordata, Lepidosauria, Squamata, Gekkonidae. Gene Ontology annotation, cellular component: membrane. Bases 389 to 1978 code for a protein of 529 amino acids.